GGAAUCAGAUGCUCAGACUAUAGAUAAAAUUUAACAGGUUUUGAAUCGAAUCAGACCGUGUCACAAAUACUAUCGACCCUUUGAUUAUCGCUAUAAAUCUCGAUCCAAAUAUCUUCGAAUUAUGUUAAACAAAAAACAAAGAAAAAGGGAAAGAAAAUAAAAAAGAUCUCAGCCUGCCCUUAUCCCAACGCCGCUCAGCCGCCCUACCCUUUUGCCGUACGCAGAUUUUUUCAAGCACCAGCUUUAUCUCCUGGAAGCAGCCGCAUCACCUCUUCAUCUCCCUCUGUCGCGGCCGCUGCUGGAGCUUCUCUGCUUCACACGGCCCCAAUCUCCUUCGCUCCUCUCCAUGGCGUGCCCUGCGCUCGCCGGAUCUCCUUCUGCUAGCGCCCAGCUGCUCCCUGCGUGCUCCUCCCGUGCAGCUCGCCGAGCGCCCUCUGCCUGCUAGCGCCAGCAGCCACGCCGCUGCUUGCUCCCCUUCCUUCUCCCUUCUCUGCUUCCCCUGCUCGCCAUGGAACUCCCUGCGUCGAGCUCGGCUCCUGCUCCAGAUUGCUCAGCUGCUUCGGGCAGAUGCUGGGGCGCUCGAUUCCCCAGCAAAAGUUAUCCGCUGCAUGCCCCUAUUUGCCGAGCACUUCAGGUGGGGGCGCCAGGAGGAUGCACACGAGUUCCUCCGCUAUGUCGUAGAUGCCUGUCACACUGCUGACCUCCGCAUGCACAAGCGGUUACGUGCAGCAGCUGCCAGUGGAAACUGUGGUGAGGAUGUCCGGGGGCAGGGGGUUUGUCUGGUUAUGAGGGAGACAUUUGGCGGGGCAUUACUGCGUCAAGUGAAGUGCCUUGAGUGCAAGGGAGAAUCUAACGAGACUGAUGAGAUAAUGGAUAUCAGUCUCGAUCUACCUGGGAGCAGUUCUGUUGCUGAUGCCCUUGCUCGGCUCUGUCCUAUGCUCCAGCUCACCCCCUCUGUUUGUUCUCACUACUGGGUCGGGUCUGCUUGGCGGGCACACCACCAUGCCCGUGGAAUUCCUCGGACCUCUCUCCUCCGUGUUGGCCGAAGCCAUAGAAAUUCCUUGCUGCGCCCAGCCGAGUUCGCCCAGGUCACAAGCAUCUAUGUCCUCGCCUCGUCGUGCUCGCUGGUCGUGCAUCCUUGCAGUUCCUUGCUUGUGAUCGCAAGCGCUCGAAGUGGAAAAACAGAGUUGAUAAAGAAGAAAGCAAAACCGUAUAGUUCGUGCAUUCAUUUAGUGUGGAAUUGGUGCUAUGAAUUUUGGGGAAGGAAUUCCGAGAAAUUAGUGGACGGUGAUGAUGAUGUUCGUGCGAUACUCGUCAGACGCUCGACCAAAAAGCCUAAUUCGGGAGUGGCUACUCCGUCUUUUUCGUCAUGUGGGAAUCGUCGUGCUGACACGUCAAUACCGUCGAUCGUCAUCCCCUGUUCGAUCUCGUCGUCAAGCUUCGCCUCAGCCCUAGUCGUCGUCUUUCACCCAGCAGCUCGUCAUGAGACCUCACCCAGCAGCUCGUCAUGAGACCUGGUGUCGAGCUCCUUUCCUAACAAAUGCCGAACCUAUCCCUGCUCCUGCGUUCGCCAACAGUCUUAACUCGUCAAUCACGCUCGCCAGAUGUUCAAUUGAGGACUUCAGCGGAAAGCCAUCGUCGUU
This is a messenger RNA of Zea mays, 1643 nucleotides long. RefSeq lists its product as uncharacterized. Lineage: Eukaryota; Viridiplantae; Streptophyta; Magnoliopsida; Poales; Poaceae. Gene Ontology annotation, molecular function: cysteine-type deubiquitinase activity. The transcript has a single exon. Gene Ontology annotation, cellular component: nucleus; cytosol. The record is from RefSeq and is a predicted model, not a curated record. The coding region runs from base 609 to 1511 and encodes 300 amino acids. Gene Ontology annotation, biological process: protein deubiquitination.